This is a messenger RNA of Chenopodium quinoa (quinoa), 830 nucleotides long. RefSeq lists its product as uncharacterized. Lineage: Eukaryota; Viridiplantae; Streptophyta; Magnoliopsida; Caryophyllales; Amaranthaceae. The coding region runs from base 168 to 581 and encodes 137 amino acids. The record is from RefSeq and is a predicted model, not a curated record. The transcript has a single exon. Gene Ontology annotation, molecular function: calcium ion binding.
UGACAAGAAAACUUCCACUCGUUUUAGAAACCAAACUAUAUAUAUAUAUGUACGCAUGCCAUACUUCUCUCUCAUCACAACAAAAUCAAACUUACAAAGACUAAAACCCAAGUUUCUUUUUAAUUAUUCCGAAAAUUUCCCAAUAAGCUUAAUAUUAACCUACAAGAAUGAGUGUGGAGCUCUUGGAUAGUGCCACAAUCACAAAUUUUGUGGAAGACGAGGAGGCUUUCAAUAGCUCAAUUGAAGACCAUUUCGCCCUCCUCGACACCAACCAUGAUGGAAUCCUUUCUUAUCCUGAGAUGCUCAAGGAGCUUCAAGGUCUCCGUGUUUUCGAGACCCACUUUGGGAUUGAUGUUAAGAUUGAACCAGAAGAGCUUGCCACCACAUAUGGGGCACUGUUUCUUCAGUUCGACCAUGAUCUCAAUGGGGGUGUUGAUAUAGAAGAAUUUAAGGCUGAGACUAAGAGGAUGAUGCUUGCUGUGGCUAAUGGUCUGGGGGUCUUACCCAUACAUAUGGUGCUGGAAGAAGAUAGCCUCCUCAAGAAAGCUGUCGAGCGGGAGUUAGCCAAGAUUGCAGCAUAGAUUAUUUCCAUUAACAUUAAGAUGUUUUUGUAUAAUCAAUACUAGUUUACUAAAAUUAUGAAUUUCUUUCUCCCUCUAUUUAGGAGAAUCAUGUUGGACGCAAAUAAAAUGUAUACCAGAAAUGUGAUAAGCAAUUAAGCAGCGAUUGAACAGUUAGAGAACAAGAAAGACGUCCCAAUGUAAAAACAGGGACUCUUUUCUAUGCAACAUAUGGACUGGAAAUGAACUUCUCUUGCAAUUACUUGUUAA